AUGAUGAAGAUACUAACCUCAUUGGCACUUGUUGCAUCCUUACUAUUCUUCUUCUUCAACACUGCAAGAGCAGCAGCAGCAAAGGAUUUACCCGAGAACCCUCCUGUUACCGACACCGUUUACUUCGAUAUCGAAGAAGAAGGAAAUUCUAUCGGUCGUAUCACCAUUGGACUUUUUGGCACUAUUGUGCCCAAAACAGUUGAAAACUUCAGAACCAUUGCUGCUUCGACUGACCCUAAGCAGCAAUACACCAAUUCCGUGUUCCAUCGUGUUAUCAAGAAUUUCAUGAUUCAAGGUGGUGACUAUGAAUAUGGCCAGGGAUAUGGUGGACAAUCUAUUUUUGGGAAGAAAUUUGAAGAUGAAAAUUUCCAAUUGAAACACGAUAGGAAGUACAGAUUGAGCAUGGCCAAUGCUGGUAAAAACACCAAUGGUUCUCAGUUCUUUAUCACCACGGCGGUUACUAGUUGGUUAGAUGGUAAGCAUGUUGUGUUUGGUGAAGUUUUGGAUGGUCAGGAUGUGGUUGAUUACAUUGAGAGUGUAAAGACUGCACGUGGUGAUAGACCAGUCAAGGAGAUUAAAAUCUCAAAAGCUGGGGUGAUUAAAGCAAAAGAGGACUUAAAAAAGGACGAGCUUUAA
Lodderomyces elongisporus is the source of this 636-nucleotide messenger RNA. It is a transcript of the gene CYP5, whose product is annotated as peptidylprolyl isomerase family protein. Gene Ontology annotation, biological process: protein peptidyl-prolyl isomerization; protein folding. The record is from RefSeq and is a predicted model, not a curated record. Gene Ontology annotation, molecular function: peptidyl-prolyl cis-trans isomerase activity. NCBI's taxonomy places the organism in Eukaryota, Fungi, Ascomycota, Pichiomycetes, Serinales, Debaryomycetaceae. The coding region runs from base 1 to 636 and encodes 211 amino acids. The transcript has a single exon.